Molecule: messenger RNA, 2121 nt
Organism: Trichomonas vaginalis G3
Lineage: Eukaryota; Parabasalia; Trichomonadida; Trichomonadidae
Exons: 1
Coding region: 1-2121 (706 amino acids)
Source: RefSeq, a predicted model, not a curated record
AUGACGUCUUUCUGGGAUCUUGAACCUGAAGCCGGAUCUUCACUUGAGAGUCUGACUGAAGCAAGUGAUCCUGACUGGAAGGCAAUCCUUGAGGACCCAGAAUUGUUCACAACUUACCGAUUAAAAGAACAAUAUUUAAUAACAUUUUUAACAAAGCCUUCAAACUUUGAUACACUAUUAAAAUUCGUAUUUGGUAACGAUGCAAAGCAAUCAAAACUCGUUCUAAGCCUAUUUUUAGGUCAAAAAAGUGAAUUAUUACAACAACUUUUCAGUUCUAACGAAAAUAUCACAAAAUUAUUGAAUCUAUUCGAUGCUUCAAACGAUAAGCAUCUCGGAUUUGUAUCUCGCUUAAUUACAACAAUUAUAGAACAAAAUCAAGAAAUUUUUUAUCAGAAUUUCGAUAUGUUAACUCAUUUUCCAAAACUUGUUGCAUUACUCCACAAGAUUUCUAUAUAUGAUACAGUAGAUAAAAUCAUUUUCUCUCAAGAAACUAAAAAACAAUGGUUAAUUUGGUCAAUGUUCCGCAUUUUCGUUCCGAAAUUAACAGUCCCUAAAUUGUUUGAAGAAAAUUCCAAGACAAUUCUUUCUUUAAUUGAGAAAAUCAAAACAAUUAAAUUUACAAUGUCUCAUAGAAUAAAUAUGAUGAAAAUUGUAUCCAAAUUCAUAAACCAGAACUUAGAUAACAAGGAAAUUACUGAUAUUCUUCAUCCAAUUUUGCCGAAAUUGUUAUAUGCAACAGAAAAUAUUCAACUUAUCAAACUUAUUCUUGAUUUAUCUGUAACACAACCUCCGUCAACUCAUACAGCAUCGUUUGCAAUCGAAUUUAUGCAGAAAUCGCCGAAAUUUACUCAGACAUCUGCUUCAGCUCUUCGAUAUUUGGCCAAAUACCCGUCAAAACAGACAUUGGUUAAUUUCCAAGCCAUUUUUGACUCAUUUUUGGCAGAUAAAAACAAUACUUUUCAUCAUGAAGCAUUUUUCGAGCUUAUAAAGAGUGGAAUGAAGAUUCAAGACUUCAGGAAGGUAAUAAUUGAGAAAUUGCCACCUGUUAUCUUGUAUUUGGCUCAAAAAGAGAAAUGGAGAAAGAAUCUUCCAUUUGUUACUUUCCUUUUAGAAAUUGCACUCGCCAUUGAUGAAUUCAUCACUAACAAUGAUAAAUGGACAGCAUUUAGGAAAAAUGAGCUCUCUCUUUAUAAGACAAAAGAUGAUAUUGAUAUUUCUUAUCUUUUAUCUGACGCAAAAAUCGAUUUUACAAAAGAAUCUGCUAUAGAACUUUCAAUGGAUAGGUCCAUGGCCACAGAAUCUCAUGAAACAAGUCAAAAAGAAGAAAAUCUCAAAAAAUCUGAAGAAAAUAAGACCGAAUUGCAGCCAAAUAUGGAAUUUCCGGCAUUUGAAGAAUCAAAACCUGAAGAAAAUCAACAAUCUGCUCCUGAAUUCCCAGAAUUUGAAGAAAAUCCUUCUAAGAGCGCUACUGGCGUUAAAAACGACGAAAAUGUAGGAUUUGGAGAUCAGAAAGUUGAAUUCCCUGCAUUUGAAGAGUUUAAACCAGAAGAAAACCAAAAUUCUGCUCCAGAAUUUCCUGCAUUUGAAGAAAAUGCACCAAAACCUGCUAAAUCAGAUGCUAAACCAGCAGAUAAUAUUGGAUUUGGUACAGGAAGCGUUGAAUUCCCUACUUUUGAAGAAAAUACGAAAUCUGAUCAAAAUUCAGGAGAAACAAAAAUAGAAUUUCCUUCUUUCGAUGAGGCCAAGCCACAAACUCAAAAUGAAGAAAUUCCAACAGAAUUUCCAACAUUUGGCGAAGUUAGUGAAAAUGGAGAUUCUCAACCCCAACAAUUACAAUUCCCUUCAUUUGAUGAGCCACAAAAAGCUGAAAUUUCUCAACAAGAACCAAAAUUAAAUUCCGAAAAUACUCAAUUUCCUUCUUUCGAAGAAGCUGAACAAGCUCCGAAAACGCCCUUCCCAAGUACCGAAGAAAAAUCCGAGGAAUUUAAGAAAUUUAUUGAGAUGCUUAACGAUGAAUGCUGGCAACAGCAUAUUCCUGAUAUUUCAAAGUUGUUUGAUACAGCGGAUAACCUUUCUGAUCCAAAUGAAUCAUUUAAGUUUAUCAUCAAAGCUGGUUGGUAA